This is a messenger RNA of Pseudomyrmex gracilis, 1049 nucleotides long. RefSeq names its product inositol monophosphatase 1-like. Gene Ontology annotation, molecular function: inositol monophosphate 1-phosphatase activity. The transcript has 5 exons. The record is from RefSeq and is a predicted model, not a curated record. Gene Ontology annotation, biological process: inositol metabolic process; phosphatidylinositol phosphate biosynthetic process; signal transduction. NCBI's taxonomy places the organism in Eukaryota, Metazoa, Arthropoda, Insecta, Hymenoptera, Formicidae. Bases 20 to 949 code for a protein of 309 amino acids.
ACUGGUGCGAGCUUUCGCGAUGCGUUGUCUGCAAACUUGCAGGGAGGUAAGACACUUCGGAAUCAAAUUGCUGGGAAUCGCGAAGAUGAUGACCACUCAGAAGGAGCUCGACUGCUGCUACGACUUCGCAUUGGAUCUGAUUAAAGAGUCUGGAAAGGUGAUCCGUGACGCUUUCCAAGGAUCUAAGAAAAUCGAAACAAAAGCUGGUGAUUGGGAUUUGGUGACGCAGUACGAUAAAAAAGUCGAGGCGAUUUUAAUCGACAACCUGGCAAAACAGUUCCCGACGCACAAGUUUAUCGGCGAGGAAACAGUGUCGUGUUCCAAUUCGCUACCGGAGCUUACGGAUGCGCCUACGUGGAUCAUCGAUCCGAUCGACGGGACAACGAAUUUUGUGCAUUCUUUUCCCCACACUUGCAUAUCAAUCGCACUAGCUGUGAAUAAGGAACUCGAGAUUGGAAUAAUCUACAAUCCUGUUUUGGAGCAAUUAUUCACAGCCAGGAAAGGCCAUGGGGCAUUUUUCAAUCAGAAACCAAUUAAGAGCUCGAACGUAGAAGAUGUUCAUCACUCCUUGCUCUGUCUGGAGGCCUCGUACGCGACCAUCGAGGAUAUUCGCGAUAUCGUUCUGGGAAGAUUGGAAGCCUUCGUCUCGGUGGCGCACGGAGUGAGGACUCUGGGUUCGGCGGCGUUGACUCUGUGCCACGUGGCCAUGGGAGCAGCCGAGGGCUACCAUUCCGACAAUCUGAUGCCCUGGGACGUGGCCGCCGGUGUUCUUAUCAUCAGAGAGGCCGGUGGCGUGGUGAUCGACACAGACGGUGGCGAAUUCAACGUUAUGGCACCGAAGGUGCUGGCCGUCGGCAACUGCAAGCUGGCGAAGGAUCUCGUCAAACUGAUAAAACACGCGGAUCUCAAAACCCAUCAGAGAAGACUAUUAUUGCAGACUGCGAAAUAACGUUUCCCGAGAUGUGCAACACACAACAACUUCGUUCAAUAUCUUUUUGCGUACAAGACGAAGAGAGUAUGUACAGUAUGUAAUUAACGAUUGUGAGCCC